Messenger RNA from Lodderomyces parapsilosis, 309 nucleotides. RefSeq lists its product as uncharacterized. Lineage: Eukaryota; Fungi; Ascomycota; Pichiomycetes; Serinales; Debaryomycetaceae. The record is from RefSeq and is a predicted model, not a curated record. Bases 1 to 309 code for a protein of 102 amino acids. The transcript has a single exon.
AUGACCACGCAUCAAUCACAGAACAAUAACUCAAGAUUCAAACACUCUGGUAGUACUAACCUGAAAAAUGGAAGUAACUCACAUAAAUGGAUCAAUCAACUACGAACAUUACCAUCAAAUCCACAAUCAAAAGACUUUCUCAAACUAGAAUAUCUCGACGUGAACUUGAACAAUUCUCGAAAAUUGAUCACCAAUUUGAACGCACUAACUAAAGAGACUAGUGACUAUGUCAAGAACGUGGACUUGCAAGUGAAUGGCAACUUGGUUCAGUUAAACCAAGUGGAAAAAGAACUAGCCUGGUUAGAUUGA